This is a messenger RNA of Anarrhichthys ocellatus (wolf-eel), 9001 nucleotides long. RefSeq names its product B cell linker (gene blnk). The record is from RefSeq and is a predicted model, not a curated record. Bases 6930 to 8348 code for a protein of 472 amino acids. NCBI's taxonomy places the organism in Eukaryota, Metazoa, Chordata, Actinopteri, Perciformes, Anarhichadidae. Gene Ontology annotation, biological process: cell surface receptor protein tyrosine kinase signaling pathway; intracellular signal transduction. The transcript has 23 exons.
UAUUUAUGAGUCAAAAUGAUUAAUGUUUCAGAGCAUGGGGCUUUGAUGUGCAAGUUACCAGUGCUGAUCUGAAAAACACAUAUACAUUCCGUAUGUGUAUUGACUGAUAGCUCCCACAGCUAUACCAGCCAGCACACCCACGCUCUAUUAAGCUGCAGGUAAACCCACGCUUGUACUGAACGUAAAUAUUUCACCGCGGCUGCACAGCUGGCUAUACACACACUUUCUAUUUAACCAGCUUCAAGGCUGCUGAGAUGAGCAUUCACAUUGCACUCAGAUGUGUGGACCUCUGUGCGCUGUAUUUGAUUUUACGCCUCGCUAGCACCGUGGCUCUAUGGCAAUGUCCACCACUUUGGGCCAGACUGAAAUUUCUUCACAAAUAUUGGAUGAAUUGCCUUGACAUGAUGUACAUUCAUGAUCCCCAGAGGAUUGUGUGAUCCUAUGACGUUUCCUCUAGCGCCACCCUUAGCUUGGUAUAUGUGAUUCAGAGUGAAAUAUAUCAACGACUAUUGAAUGGAUUGCCAUGACAUUUUGUGCAGACAUUCAUGGUCCCCAGAGGAUUGUGUGAUCCCCUGGCAUUUCCCAGGGUGCCACCAUGAUUUUGCUGUAUGUGGUUCAGAGUGAAUUAUGUCAAUAACUGCUGAAUGGAUUGCCGUGAAAUUUGCUGCAAAUAUUCAUGGUCCCUAGAGGAUCAAUACUAAUUACUUUGUGAUCCCAUGUGCAUUUUCCUAUAACCUAUUCAUUCAAUACUACAGACAUAGUGGACAUCUUUCUUCUGUUCCUAUCACACCAGUGGUGUGGCUCUAGGAAUGGCAAUGUUGCUCAUUCGGUCCACCACUUUGGUCCAGACUGAAAUAGCUCAACAACAAUUGGAUGGAUUGCCAUGAAAUAUGUAAAUAAAUUGACCUCACUUGAAAAAUUUUGCAAAUAUUCAUGGUCCCCAUUUAGCUCCAUCAUCUCAACAUCUAGUGAAUGGAUUGGCACAACAUUUUGUGCGUACAUUUCUGAUUACCCAGUGAUGAAUCCUAAUGAAUUUGGUGAUCCCUUAACUUGUUCUCUAGCGCCACCAUCAGGUCAAAACUUAAAUUUGUCAAAAACUAAAUAUAGUCAGAGACCUGCAAGUAUAGCUUGGGCUACACAACAAUUGACCUCUGACAGAUGCUGCCAUACGCUGCUCUGGGUCAAUAGGAUCCUGGUAGUAAGUCUGCAAGAAUCAUUUCAAUACCUUUACUGAAAAAGUGUUGCAAUCGUUGCAAAUUCCUACUGCUGCCGGUAUGGAUGGUUUUGAUGCGAAAUAUUCACAGGCGAGUAUUUAGCAUUUUUUUUUUGUUUAUUUGUCACAUCCCCGGUGUGUAAAUGCAUCAGCAUGUUAGCUGAUUUCGCUCAACACACCAGCCUUGUUUAAGAGUUUGUGCAAUGAUGGAGAUGCCUUGGUAUUCAUUGGGGUAUUAUUGUGACAAAAUCAAUUUACCCACAUUAGCAGUGAGUUACAAAUAAUGAGUGGUUUUGAAACUAGGAGCCCCCUUUGUGGGGGAAUAAAGCUACUGCAGGGAGGAUGCCCCGGGGGGAAGAACGUUGACUGGACCUAAAUUUGCAUGAUUAUGAACCAUGUGGUGACAUAAACAAACAAAAAUGCUCUGAUGCUAGCAAGGCUGUCUUGCUAACCUGAAUCUUUUGUUUAUUUUAAUCAAAUUCAACUCGGCUCUUUUCCCACGAUAGGGUUAAUGAUUGACGGAAAUAAAACCGCUUUUGCUGGCGAGGUGGUUCACCGUUUUUACGGCUUCUGAAGGACAGCAUUACAAGAAAAGAGAGCCAGUGAGUUAGCUGAUGGAUUACCCGACCAGUAUACUGUAAAGUGAGAGCCUUCUGUGUACAUAAAGAGUGAUUUGUCUCUUUGUCCUUGUGUGUCAUUGCACCUUGUCGUUACCACAUACUUCAUCAUGUGUGUCAGACAGAGCAGUGUUAAUAUUUAAUCUGCUUUCUGCAUCCUCAUAUAUUUUUGUUUUGACACCCUUAUCUCUUAAAGCCAUUACUGUAAAGGCAUUUGUCAGUUUCCAAAAUGCUUUAUCUCAGAGUUCAGUCGUUGGCACUCUUUAACUCUAUGAGUGUUGUUGCUCAUUGGAACCAUCCAGUUCCUCUUAUAUUUCUGACAAACAGCCCUGCUGUUGCCUCUGGCAGUCAAAUGUAAGUUCCUGUUGCGGGAGGAUUUUACAACAGCCGCUGUAAGCGUUGCGGCUCUCGUGUAGGUUCAAUCACGGUGUGAAUCAGAGUGAAACAAGACUAUAUAUUUACUGACAUGUAUAUCUUUUGACUCCGCUAACCGCUUCAUUCUAAAAUGUUUGUUGCAAACAAUUAGACAACCCUUUUGAUAUUAACUGCCAUUUUUAAAUGUUCUUGUUAAUCAGUUUGCAAUAUCAAGAUAAUAAGUAAUGUUGAAAUCAUCAAGGCAAGGCAAGUUUAUUUGUAUAGCACAUUUCCACAACAAGGCAAUUCAAAGUACUUCACAUAAAACCAUUAAAAACAUCAAAACAUAAUUUAAUAGUUUUAACAAUUUAACAUAACAUUAACCCUACCAACCUUCCACAUCUGGUUCAUCUGCAAUAAACUUAAAUAAUCCUGCAAAUAAGACAACAAGUACUAGCCAAUCAGCAGACUAGGGCGGGUUUUAGCUGGCGGGGGAAAAAAAUCAAUCAAACUACCAUAAAUAGCAGGCCGCACAACCGCCAAUGGCUGUGAAAGAGGUAAUUAGGCAUGCGGAUGAGAGGGCACUUCAACAUUUUAAAAAAAACACUCUAGCACACUUAUUGCUAUAGUGUGCCAUUUGCUGUUUUUACAUUAUUGGAAGGGGGAAAAGUUUGUCUUUUAAAUCACCGCAGACCGUUCGGUGCCCCCGUACUGGGGGCACCGAAUGACAUCCAGCGAGUGUGCUGCUGCUGCUGCUGAGCUUCGCCUUUGGCUUCCUUUGCAUAUUUCAUACGGUGUUUAUACAGUAGAUGGAGCAAAGGUCAUCGCGAUCCUCGACAACAUAGGCACAAGUGAGUCGGCAACACAGAUCUAAGCUGCUAUCAUAUACAACACCACAUUCCACUUACAAGGUCUCUUCGUUUAGCAGUAACAAUGAGUGACGAGGGAAAAAUAGUUCUGUCUGAGCGGGUGGGUGUCGUCGCUACAGUGUGGACAGGAACGGCAGUCAGCCGGCACAGCGUACAUAGAUAAAGGUGUUCUCCAUCUCUUUGAUGCCGCGUUCGCUCACACAUGUAGACGGGUUAAAAGAGAAAUGUAGUGGAUCAAAAGAGCUGUCAGCCUCCAUCUUUGUGACGGUGCCCAUGCGUGGCUGGAAGUCACACUCAAAGUAAAGGACGGCACACGUGUUUGGCAAGAUAUAUCACACGGCAGCUUUGUUGUUGGGAUCAAAUAUGUGCAGCGGCGUGCGGAAAUACAAGUGAUAUUUGCUUUGUAAAACGUAUGCAGGCUAUAGUUAAAAAGAGAGAGAAUACAAUGUAAUGUUCAAAAGAAAAUUAGGUGUUAAUGUAUAUCCUACUGGAUUUUGGUAGAGUCCCCCUUGCAGUGGGGAAUAGAGGAAACACAGCCUUAAAGGAGAACAACAAAACCUUAAACCAGGAUGUUCCACUCGUGGUUUUGGAACGUUCAGCGUAGAUUUGUGAACAUGUGGAAAGAAAAGUCUCUCACAUAACGACAGUCGUGAAAACUAUGCACAGCUGCCGUGUGAACGCACCAAAGCUAAUUUUGUGGGCAUGUUGCCGCGGAGCUGCUCUCUCUAUUGUGAAAUGAAGCUCAUUCAGAAGGAAGGCUUUAACGAACGCUCCACGCGUCAACACCUCCACAUGCCAAUUUGCCGGAACAAGACAGCCACGUGUGAACAAGAAGUCGUCAUCUAUGUUUCCGUUUUUGGAUGAGGCUGAGAUUUCGCACUGUCAGAACAGUGUCAGAACAGGGCUGCACAAUGUGUGAACUUGGCAGGUUGUGUGCUUUAAACUCGGUGCUGCUGUACCCAGAGCGUUUUUAUUGUUUUAGGCCUUAGGCCAGCUUACCCAACAUCCGCAGAGACGUCUGUCAGCAAAGACUUAAAGGACAUAGAAUUAUCCAAGGUUAUCCAAGUAUACAAGGUUCCUUUAUUGUCAUGGUACGUUAGGGUUGCGCAGAAACAUGCAGUUUAUAGUCCUAUUUUGUUACAUAAGAAAAACACAAAAAUAUAUAUAAUAUGGUGGAGGGUGGAGAUAUAUGCUAAUCAUAUGGAGGAUAUUGCAGUAGGUUGUUUUAGGUAACAUGAUUUAAAGCUGCUACGUGUAGAAUUUUUAUGGGAUUAUUGUAUCUUUGAAAUGAAGUUGAUGGCAUCAUUUUGGACAAAAGACACAAUCCUGGCAAUCUAAAUCUAACUAUUUUGCCAUACUGGUAGCAUAGCCCUAGGGAUCAUUUAGCGUGUGUACACGACACACCGACUUGCAUGGCAUGGCACCAUAGUGUUCGUGCUUUAAUGGAGUUCGUGUCACAUGCAAAACUAAAAGUAAGGUCGACAUUUUGUCACGUCAGAGUUAGUAACGUGAGUCAUUGGUGUCAUUAGUCAUGUGACUGAGUCACUAGUCAUUUGAAUUUUUAGUCAAGUUAACAUCAACCACGCUCUUUUCCUAUACCCAACCCAAAAGUGUUUUUGUUGCCAAAACCUAACUUCAUGUGAAGAUGGGAAGUUUAUUUUGAAAAGUUACUACGCAUGCAACGAGCGUAUAUUGCCAAGCUGUGCUUACGCAUACUGACCAAGCUGCAUUAUUUCAAUGAAGAAUGUGUUCAAUUUUGAAUCAAGAUUCAUGGUCCCCACAGGAUGACUCCUAUCCUAAGAUCCUGACUGUUUAUCCAGCUCCAGUCAAGUCAAAUUUGUAAUUUGUAAAUUACUUUGGUUUUGAAAUAUCUGCAAACUAUUUCCAGGCUCAGCUGUACUUUGUGUCAACUGCUAACUAGCACACGAUAGCAUGUUGACAGACUAAACUUGGCAUGUUGAACACAAUGAACAUACCCGCUAUAAAACAGUAUGUUAGCGUUGUUAGAGCAUGCUAACAUAAGGUGAGCCUCACAGAGCUGCUAGCUUAACUGUAGAUUCGAAGUCCUGCUAAUACGACCACCAGGUGGUGCUAAUGUCAGAUAUCCAAAUAUUUCACAUUUGGUGGCUUUCAAGAAAAUAGCAAACAAUUUCUAUCAGGACCAACAAAGCACUGAUUUAAAUAAUCUUCAGCUCAAACGUUGGCACUCACACACAUUGCUAUAUUCACACAUCACUGCAAGCAACAAAUCGAGCUUGAAAAAGAUUGGACCGUGGGGAGCGUAGUUUUCGUUGACAAAUGCAAAUUUGACUGUAUGCACGUUUUAAAAACGUGUAAAAACUUAAGAUGUCAUUGAGCGCUGCUUUGAGGCAGGGUUCCUGGUCCAGAAAGGAGCGGCUGCAGCUUGUAGAGCUGUUGUGUCUCAUUUGAACAAGCACAGACACUCCUAUAAAUAAUUCAAUGUAGGAGCGGUGUCUGAGUAUCCACCAGGGCGGACUGUUUGAUAUUUCAUUCGGUGUCAAAAGGCUAAGUCUGAUUUUAUACCGAUAUUCUCCUGUUAGCCAGUGGGAUGAUCAAGUGUGUAUCUGCGGGUCCAAGGUUCAGUUCUUUGAAGGAGGUAAAGCCUUUCAUAUUAAGUGAUCUCACUCUCUGAUUUACAAAUGAUUAAAUCACAAGCUCUGCUUAAAGGGCUUUCAUUCGUUCCUCAAGGUAAUACGUCCUGUUGUUGCUCCCGUGUUUCCACAUUCAAACACCGAGGCAGCGUGAGCUGCAUUAUCAAGUCACAAACAGCUUUGAGAAACUGCUAUUUAAUUAACUGUAGGCACCUUCACUGUGCACCAUCACACUUGCUCCACAUGAGACUCUGUGGAUAAAGGGCCCAACCAUACAUUAUUCAAAUACGGCUAAAUACGGCUAAAUUAGCCGUAUUUGACUCACGCCUCGUACAUUAGCCUCUUAUCAGAAGCCACUGUUCUGUUUGCUCAUUUUUGAACGCCUUACACACACAGUCGACGCGACAAUAUCCGAAACUUUCACAAAACACAUGUCACAGGAUCGUCAUCGCGUCACGACAAAUACGAGGCAGAGAAGAGACAUGGGCGAGUAACGACCCAGAGCGAUGAAUUAUGAAUGAGGAGGGGAAUACAUAAUUUAGCAGGAUUUUGUUGCAUAUUUUAUGGUAAUCAUUUCCUUUCAUUUGCGAAUCACAAUUGCCCCACUGCGGAGCAGACAUUAAACAAAUCACAAAACUCCCGAUGCAGCGGGGAGGCCGGAUAAACUUUUUCUCAGUGCUUGAUGUUUUUUAAAACUGUGUAAUGUGGUGGUGUGUGUUUUCAGCCACAGGAGCAAGCACUUCACUUGAAGGUCAGCAGCUUUAAUCCACUAAAUGGAAACUAGGCAACAACGUGCAAUAAGCUUCUUUUUAUCAUUUUGCUUUAAUUCUUUUGGAGAUUGUGUCGUCAGUUCUGUGAACUUUCACGGCUUGUUCAAUUGUUUGUAAGUCGGUGUUAAAGAGCCACACACAGCACACCGAUGAAGAAUAUUUGAUUUUAAUCUACCAUCCUUGAGUGUCAUGAUGUCUUUGAGCCGUCGCUGCAGUUUCUAACCAACAACACUGACUAUCAUAAGAUUGACAUGCUUCUAUGUGUUGUGUAUGCAAUGUGUGUCACCAUGUCUGACCCUGCAGCUCCCAUGCUGUGCGUACGCGGUAUGUACCAACAACGUGGUUCCUCUUGCUCUUUGGUUCAGCUUAAAAGCCAAGCUGUGCCGAUGGAUUGGCCCUAAGUGAGGUGCUGCCAUCUCCUGUUGGCCAAGAGGCGAUGCAUGACCACCCUGAGUGUUUUUGUGUUGCAGCCUUCAUGCACCGACGUGCUCUAAAUGCAUGUGUUUGGUGACAAGAGCCUGUCCGACAGUGACAUGAACAAGUUCAGUUUCAUCCACCAACCGCAGCUUCAGAAGAUCGUCCAAGACAUCAAGAAGAAUGACGGCAGCUUGCUGAACAAGCUGAGGAGACUGAAGAGCAAACCGCUUCCGAAAGUGCCUGCGAGAGAUUACAGAGAUGACAGGGAAGAGGAUGAACUGUCUGAUCCGGAUUACGAUAACGACAUGUAUGAGGAUCCACAUGAGGACCAGGACGACAGCUACGAGCCUCCUCCCAGCCACAGAGCCUUCACCGCGACUCCCUCUGCUUCCUUUGCGAGGGGGGAAUAUCUCGGCGACGACCGCCGCAACCGGCCCAGCCGGCCGCCCAGGAAGCCCCUCCGCCCGGGCAAAGACUCCAAACAGCUGCCCCCCGAACCCACCCAGCAGGGGAGCGAUGAGGAGGACUACAUCGAUCCCGACUGCAGCAACGAUGACAACUACGUGGAGCCCGCAGGGAAUCCAUCCUCCAAUCCUGUGAUGCAUGGUGGGGGCAGAGCAGGGAGGGACCGUCCCAUGUUGCACACACCUUUACCAGAGCGUCCGCCCAGUCCUGACUUUUAUGAAGUUCCUGACAAAGAGGGAAACUCAUUAUCUCUUCCAGCAAGCAGACCGCGUCCGAUCCCCACAACACAGUCGCAUUCUUUACCACCGAGGCCCAGCCCCAGAGGGGAUACGAGGAGAUCUCCCGUUGCCGUCCAGGAGCCAGCAGCAGCAGCAGACGACGACGACGAAUACGAAGUCUGCGAUCCAGGUUCCAGUGAUAAACCUGCAGGCGGCCCUUCUCUACCAAAACCUUUGCCCAGAGAAAGGUCACCAAAACCACCGAGGGCAGAAUUUAAACCUAGGGAAUUUGAAAGCCGAACGCUGCCUGCGAUGCCAACCAACCAGAAGCCCCCGCCAAAGUCUUUUACGCUGGAAAUGAAACGGCCAAAGAUUCCUGUUCCACAGUUGACCCCCCACAAGCUGGCCGACAGACGAAGUGUCCCUGCUGAGAAUGGGUUGACAGACCAAGACAAGGACGCAGACAUCUAUAAGAAACCCUGGUAUGCCGGCGCGUGCAGCCGCAAGACUGCUGACGACGUCUUGUGUCGCUCAAACAAGGGCGGGGCGUUCAUGGUGAGGAAGAGCUCCGGUCAGGACGCACAGCAGCCCUACACGCUGGUGGUGUUUUACAACGGCCGAGUGUACAACAUCCCCAUCCGCUUCAUAGCGACGACGCAGCAGUACGCUCUGGGGCGAGAGAAGAAAGGGGAGGAGCAUUUCAGCAGCGUCUCCCACAUCAUCGAGAACCACCAGCGGACUCCUCUGAUGCUGAUCGACAGCCAGAGUAACGCCAAGGACGCCACCAAGCUGUGCUUCCCCGCCAGGCCCUAGAUUUGGCCCCUCGGCGCGUGUCCACACCUGCCGCGUUUACCCUGACUAUUGUUUACAGAACUCAUCGUGCGACGCUUCUUCUCUCCUCCGGUGUCCAGAUCCCCGGCCUGCACUGCUGGCCAUGCAGAGCCAAAGUAACACCGACGCAGAUGACUUUUUAAAUCUUCAUUUAUUUCGAUGUUUUUGUUUUUUUCUUAAUGCUCGGUCAGUAAACAGUGUUAAAAUGAAUGCAAGGAAGGAGACAGUGUUGCUGAAGCAGGUAGACAAUUUGUUUAUGACAGCAAUACGUUGCAAGGUUGUAUAUAUUUUUGUUUUAAUAAAAAAUUUAAAAAAAAAAGUAAAUUACUUGUGUUGUAUGACUCCAGCUCACAUCGACAGUCGUCACAAAAAACGCCACCAGGGGCCGACAAACUGGUUAGUUUAUUGCCUGGUCAACAAGUAAUGCUCUCAUGCUCACAUUUUGUUGCAUAACAUCAAUUCCUAGGCACUUGGUGAAAACUCUGCAGUAAUAUUUUACAGUACCUCUAUCUGGACUAUGUACACAAUUAUAAAUCUUUUCAUCCAAAAUGGAAAAAACAUUCACACACACAGUGAAUUACUGAGAAACAAGGACACAUGCACCGUAUUUGUCCAAUGGUCUCUCUCACUCACUC